AGUGCGCAUGCCCAACACAAAACUCCAUUAUUUUUUUUUUCGCUCGGAAUCUGUUAAAAAAAAAAAGAAAAACAGUGGGAAACUGUGAAAUUUGGGAUUACAUGGAUCGCUAUGGUUGUCGGAAUAUAUUUGAAUGCUCGACGGUUUAGCAAAGCAGAGCGCGAGCAGCGGCCGGAUAACCGUGCAGCGGGAGCGGGACAUCCUUCAGCCUUGUUGGGACCCUACAGAAUCAAGUCUUUUCCAGCUCUUUAUCUACAUCCUAGAUACUACUCGAAUGUGAACUGAACAGUUUAGAUCCACAAGACUCUUCAUCUUCUAAACUCAGGAUCUGGGUGUUUGGGCUUCACGUCGGCUUUCACUGACAGCCUGUGUGCAUCUAACCCAGCAGUAUGUGCACUGGGCAGUGGAUCCCCUAGCCAAAACAGAUCCUGGCUUCUCAAAGAUGACAAGGUGCUGGCAGGCCGCAGCUACAAAAUGAUGGGAGGCAGUGAGACCGUCAGUGGGGACAAGGAUGGGGUCCACGCCACAGCAAUACACGUCCCCAUCGGCUGGCAGAGGAGAAUGGAGGGCGGGCAGGUGAUCUAUGUCAGUCCCAGUGGCACUGCUCUGUGCUCUCUGGACGAGGUCAAGACCUACCUGUUGACUGAUGGCACCUGCAAAUGUGGUCUUGAGUGUCCACUCAUCGUCAAUAAGGUUUUCAGCUUCACGGUUGGCGUGAAGGUGGAGCAGCACAGCCAGCCAAUAGGCAAAGCCGAGCAGGACAUGACCAAACUGUGUAACCACCGCCGGAAAGUGGUAGCAAUGGCAGCGCUGUGUCGGAGUAUGCAGGCCUCACAGCUGCCCUUUGCCAACCUCCAUCAUCCAGAGGUGAGCGGUGCAGUGGACAGCCGCAAUCCAAAGCGAGUACUUGUGGAUCGGGAAGAAGACGACCACAGCGUUUACCAUUCCAAACUCCAUCCGGUCCCGGCUCGAACCCGCAGCCACCUCCAUGUGAACCCCUCUGCCAGCCCCAAAUCCUCCCCCCACCAGUUCAUUUACCCCAACAAUGGCUCCUCCCCUGUCCUCCACGCAGGCACACACUCUAACCACCCCUUAGAUGCGUUAAGAAGGCUUCAGCAUGCUCCUCCUAUUCCUGCCUCCUCCAGCCCUUCCUCCACCUCCUGUUUCCCGGCGUACAGCACUGCCCAGAGGUCACCUCGCACCCCCACCCCUCAAGGUCAAAGAACUCCCAAAACUCCAGAGACUCCAGGUUCUCCACGGCUCGGGCCCCUCUCCACGCCGCCUCUCUCUUGCCCUAUGACCAUGGGUGCAGGGGGAAGAGGAGUGCAGACUCAUCUUCCUCAUGGUGUCAUUGUGGGAGGCUCCCCCCUCUCUCCAUCUCCCUCCCUCUCCCCGUCGGUUCAUAACAUGAACUGUGUGUCUCCUCGCCAGCGGUCCCGCCACCCUUCCGCCUCUCCUUCUCCUCUCUCUGAUCAGGGAGGAGGCCUAACGGCUGCAGGAGGAGGGCCGAUGGGAAGUAACAUGUCUCAGAGGAGGAAAUCCACCUCUUCCUCUCCCGGCUCCCCACUCCCCGGUGGCUCCCCAAACCCCAGCCCCCACUUCCCGAAGUACAAGCUGGAAGACCUCUUGGAGCAGUUCAAGAACUCAGGCAACAGCAGCACUAAUAACCACCACCUCCUACUCCCUGCUAACCUUUCCUCACUGACCAACCAAAGCAGUAGCAACCCGAAUGCUCCCCCCUCAAAGGCCUCAAAGAGCCCCAUGAGCCCCAUUUCUCCUUCACCUCUGGGGCCGUUUCUGAGCCACCAUCACCGCCAUCAGGGGAAGCUGUCCCACCCAACCUCUUUCCCUGCGAGUAGCCUGCUCUCUGCGGCUGCCAAGGCUCAGCUGGCUAACCAGAUAACCCACGGCCAGAGCUCAAAGGGGCCCAGCAACCUGGUGAGCCUGCCCUCUUCUCUGGAGGUCCUGCAAGACGGACAGCAGCAGCAACACUCAUCCAAGGUACCUACUGAUGCUGGUGUUGACACCCUCAUCCCGCUCUCCCUCCAAGGCAAAGACAACCCCAUCCUCCAACAGUUACUGCCCACUUUGCUCAACUCUGCUCUAUUAGGAGAUCUUGCUGGCAUCACAGGACUCCACAACAUGUUGGGGAUUGGAGCAGGUUCCAUCCUCCUGCCCCCAGUCCAGACCUCCGCUUUGGGCAUGCCCCUGCUGCAGGGUCACGAUGGAGCAAUCAGCUUGCUGAACAACCUCCAGCUAAACCUUGCACCACCCUCCGAAGGAGACAAGCCAAUGUCAUUGCAGGAAACGCAAAAUCCCGCCCCACAGGAAGACAUUCCAGCAAGUCAGACGGCUCCCCAAGGAGAACCCAGUCCCGAUCCCGUUUCAUCCCCGGCCCAUGAACGCAGCCCGCCCCCACAGCGGGUAUCUGAGGGCAGGUCUGUUAUCGAUCCUUACACCUCUUUCAUGGACACGAUCUAUACCUCCUUCCUUCAAGUCAGUGCUAAAGAGCAGGAAGGCAGGGCCCACAUGGGGCCAUCUGACCCCACUUCACCCUUCUGUGCCUUACCACCGGUUUCUUUCCAUGUGGAACAUCACACCCCGUCCACCCCUGUUCACACUCUGCCCCAGGCAAGUGCUCCAGUCUCCCUCAGCCCCCGUCGGGCCUGUUCCCUCCACAACACAGACUUAUCCCGACUCAGCUUGGAAGCAGCAGCAGCCCAUUCCCCAGCCCAAGGGACCCCCAAACCCACAGAGGGCGAGUCUACGUCCCCUUUACAAAGGAAACCGCUCAUGGUAGAGGGACAUGGACAUCCUCAGCCUCCUCUGCCAUCCAUGUACUUUGAGGAGGCGAAGACAGACUGCACAGGGCCUGCUGCGGCUGUCUGCCCCUAUGUGGAGGCCGAGGUAGAUAGGCAGGGGCAUCUUCCCCAUGCGGGGUACCUCAGUCCCAGGGAUGGAUGCAGUGGGAGGCCAAAUGAGGAGGCUGCAGGGACAUUGCUGCGCCCUGAACAGGAAAGGGAUCAGGUGGGAGCAGCAGGUGGAGCCAGAAGAGGAAGGAAAAGGAAACAAACGCUACAGAAUGUGUUAGAAGACUUCAGAGACAUGGACGCUACAGCACUAGAGGAAACCAAGGCAACGGUGAGACUCGCUUAUGUAUUUCUUUAAUUAUCAGAUGGUGUUGUUGACCUGUUGUUGGUUACUACAAUCUUACUGGUAUUUUCCAGAGGUCUUGAUUUUCUUUCCCACGUUAACGCCUAAAUCAGUGUCCUUUCCCCUCGCUCCACCAUGAGGUUAGUAUUUUUCAACUUUUCAUCUGCCCAAUUACGGUGACGAUGGUAAACAUAUCUGCUAAGCAGGAGUACGUUAGCAUUGUAAUAUCAUGGAGUAUCAUGAGUAUUUUCGCAGCAUCAAAUGGAUGCUUUACUCUCUUUUGAAUGAGCUUUAAAUAAGACCACAUUAUCUUGGUUGGCAGAUCAAGUUGCCGCGUUGUCAUACAUUUGUACUUUCUUUUGUUUUUGUCCAUGUUGCUGUAUUUAAUUUAUUUUUUUACUUCAAAUGGGUUUAGUGGUGAGAUUGUUUUCACAAUUGCCGUUUCCAAGCUCCAGACUGCUAAAACUGCAAAAGCAAGGCACAGAAUCUGCACAAGUUUGAGGGGUAGUAUUCUGUCUCAUAAACUGUACUCUUACGACCCUGUGAAGGAAACCAAAGCAAGAUGUGAAGAUUAAUCUUUUGGUUCCGUAAUGGGAAUGAUGUUGCAGUUCUGACCACCGCAGGGGGGGGAUGGAAGGGAAUACUGCUGACGUGACUGUGAUUCCUGUCUCUGUCAUCCUCCAGACGGCACUGCUGAAGCCUGAGAGGUCUGUGCGCGGCAGGAGGCGGCGUGGCGCCCGGUCUCAGAGGCAGUGAUUGGCGGAGGGAGCUGUAGGUCAGAGCUGUUCACCAAUCAGAGGCCGCCAGACGCCUCACUUUCCCCCGACAACUCUCCAUCAUCUUCACUAUUAUUAUUAUUUUUUUUUUUACUUCAACUGCACUAAUAUUAUGCCGUUGUCAUGUCAACCGUUGUCAUGGCAACCACUAUGAAAAAACACAUAGGAGAGAUCUAGCCUGAUCAGUUAAUUUAUAAAAAUGUGUAAAAACUAACUGAAGUUUUGCGGAUAUUUUUUCUCUUAGGUCUAGUUCACAAAGUAAUGGUUGCUUAACAUUUUGAUCGGAGAUCUGUUAAUUAUGGUUAAAAAAAAACAUGAACUUUCUCUUCUCAUCAGUGUAUAACUGAGUCAGGUUGAAGCCCAACUACUUGAACGAUGCUCUCUGUUGAACGUGUGUCUGUACGUGUGUCUGUACGUGUGUGUGUGUGUGUGUGUGUGUGUCUUUGUGUCUGUUGGACAACAGUGCUGCUGCUGCUGAGCCCUUCACUGUCCGACCGUUAGUGGAAGUUAUUUUCAUUCUAGGAAAUGAGGCCCUAUGUGUUAUUUCGAUAAAGGGUUCUCUGCAGAGAGACACAGUGGUUCUAAUGCAAGGAAAUGUUUUGAAGGGUUUUCGGAAGGUGCUGGAAGAGAAUAUAAAAAGAGUUUUUUUCUGUCACAGUAAAGAAUAUCCUCUAUAUAGGACAAGCCAAGGAAAUAAUGUUCUCCUUAUCAGGUUUAUGAAUGCGUUUACAUCAGCCAUUUCCAUCAUGAUUCCAUGUGAGAUUCUUCCUUGUGAUUUGUACAUCACCAAUAAUUCUCUGAACUGAGAAAUCAUUAACUUAAAGUUUAUUUACCACCUUUGACUCAUGAAAUGCAACCCGUCAGGAAACCCUGGCAGGUCACUGAGUGAAUCUGACGACCUCCAUUUAUUAAUAUUUUUAAGGUCCACGAUGAAUGUGGAACAAUCCAGAAAAACUUUUGAGCAUCAAUUGUCGCUUUUUAGCAGCCCACUUGCAUUUCACAUGCUGUCAUUUGUCACUGUGAAUAAUUACACCAAGCUGUGGUGUGAUGGACCAUACACACACCCAAAUGUUCACUCCUCGGCGGGGAGAUAAAUGUCUGGAAAAAGGGUAUUUCAGUCUAAAAUUAAAUAUCUGCAGGAAACCUAAUUUCAUAUAAAGUACCGUAUGUGAUUUGGUUGGUUGGAUGAAUGAAUGAAUGGCUGGAUGAAUUCAACCCAGUGAGCGAGAACGUCUGAUGUAGAUCUGUUGAGUCUGUGUGUUACUGUGGAUAUUUGAGAAAUAUCUUCCCUCUGUCUCUUCAUGUCACUGUUUGAGCUCUCCUCCACACACUGCCCUGCCCAAAAGUACUGGCAUCUCUUGCUGUAUUUAAAGAUAAAAAAGAAAAAGAAAGUGAAAAAGAAAGCAGAUUAUGCAAUUUCUACACUUGGAGAUUUGUAUAUAUGUACAGUUAAUGUGUUUUAUUUUGAUUUUAUAUUGUUAGAGAAAGAGACGAGAGAGAAAACAAUGAAUUGUGAAUUUUUCUGGAAAUUGUAAUUAAGUAUUUUUCUCAUUCUACCCCUUGCUUUCAAUACUUAUGUUUAAAAAGACAAUUAAAUUGUGGACUGUAGCUUUCUUUUUAUAUGGGAGUCUUUUUUAUUUAAUAUUAAACUAUUUACAGAAAAUGCA
Gasterosteus aculeatus aculeatus (three-spined stickleback) is the source of this 5596-nucleotide messenger RNA. The record is from RefSeq and is a predicted model, not a curated record. Lineage: Eukaryota; Metazoa; Chordata; Actinopteri; Perciformes; Gasterosteidae.